AUUUAUUUUUUAUUAGUUAUGAGAAAGACAUAUCAACGUCCACACCAUCGAAAAGUGGAUUUACAAUGCCACCACCACCUGUAUCCACUAUUGUCUCGGAGUCACUUUCUGACCGAGAUGAUGACUUCUCAGUCCCUGGAGUUGAAGAGUUGGAUAGUAGCAGCGUACAGGAUAAAAACAUUCAGGAAUUAGAUGCAAGUAUGUCAUCACUGGAUCUGGAUGUCAUCAGUGAAGAUGAAUUUAACAACAUUAAAAACUCAAUUAUCGAGUGGGAAGAUGACACCUGGUGUCCUGAUAUGGAGACAAAGUCUGUGUCAUCAUUUGAAGAAGACGAAACAAAGGAAAUAGAUACAGACUAUGAUGACAGUGAUGAUGAUGACUAUAUGCCACAUAUUUGUGUGCGGACUGGCGGUGCUCUGAAGACUCCGAUUUGUCUGGAUUCCCUUCAAACAAUUAGUAUGGAGGACACUGUGCACGAUGCUGAAGACAACUCCCAAGACCCUAUUAUUGCAGACAUACAUCCAAUCCCAGAGACUGCUAAAAUCAUGGUUGAGGAUGACAUGAUUGGCCAGCCAGCAUCUAUAACAUACCACAGUUGUCUGAAGCUGCUUGCCGAAUAUCUUGUUCUACCUGUGAACAUGUGUACUGCUAAGGACACAAACACAAAUGCAGAGUGUGGGGCACAUAAACCAUUUGAGGUCAACAUCCAUUCCAGGGGUACAGCUGCAAUUGUGGAAUGGAUAUGUUGUAAUGGUCACACUGUUUGGAAAUGGUCUUCACAGCCCAAUUUUAAAUAUGGAAUGCUUGCUGGGGACUUUAUGUUGGCGUGUAACAUACUGCUGUCUGGCAUUAACUAUGCCAAGAUUUCUCUUCUCUUUAAAUUUAUGAAUAUGGGGAUGGUGGAGAAGUCAUCUUUUUUCCGAAUACAAGACUCAUACUGUGUGGACACCAUAAAGGAAUUCUGGAAGGAGAAGAGAGCUGAAAUCAUUGCCCAAAUACAGUCCAAAGGGCCUAUUGUGGCCUUAGGUGAUGCUCGGAUGGACAGUCCUGGAUUCUGUGCACAGUAUUGCACAUAUUCAACAAUGGAAAAUGAAACUAAACAUAUAAUCAGUAUGGUCAACAUCGACAAGAGGGAGACCAUGAGGAACUCUGUUGUAAUGGAGAAAGAGGCCUUUCAACAGACCUUCGAGGCACUCCGCAAAGAAAUAAACUUGACUGAAAUUUGUACCGAUGCUCAUUCUCAAAUAUCAGCUCUCUUCAACAAAGGGAAAUACAGAGACAGCGGAGUCUACCACACUCUGGACGUCUGGCAUGGGUCCAAAAACUUGAGCAAAAAAAUUCAUGCAGCAGGGCAGCAAAAGGGGUGUGCCAUUCUCCAGAUGUGGAAUAAAGACAUCUGCAAUCACUUCUGGUACUGCUGUAAGACGGCAGAUACCUAUGAAGAGUUUAUUGACAUGUGGGUGGGAGUCCUGCACCAUGUCACAGGAGAACACACGUGGGCUCUUGGUGAGUGUAAACAUGGCCCCUUGCUGGACGACAGAGAUAAAGAAUUGAUUGAGAGUGGUUCAGUGGCACAUGAGAGGCUGGCUGAAAUUAUUCUCCCCCAAGUAUCUGAAUUUCAGGUAUGGCAAGGUGUACAACAAAAAGUCCAGGAAGUGGAGGUUAUACUCAUUGAAGGUGGAGAAGGACUACAGCUACAUCUCUGA
Carassius carassius (crucian carp) is the source of this 1706-nucleotide messenger RNA. RefSeq lists its product as uncharacterized. The record is from RefSeq and is a predicted model, not a curated record. NCBI's taxonomy places the organism in Eukaryota, Metazoa, Chordata, Actinopteri, Cypriniformes, Cyprinidae. The coding region runs from base 66 to 1706 and encodes 546 amino acids. The transcript has 11 exons.